AUGUGCGAUGUAAUAUUCAAUCCAAUUAGAGACGACAAAGACAUCGCUUCAAUGGACGAGAAAGCCGCAAUGAAGCAACAACUCGAACGAAAUUCGUUGCGCCUUCGUGAGUUCGACGGAUUUGAAUAUCUCAUGUACGAUCCCAAAUCGUUGAGCGAUGUCAAGAUAAUCGUCGAGGGUGAAACGGUGAACGCUCAUAAGUGCAUCCUGGCUAAAAGCAGCCCCGUGUUCCUCGAAGACAUCAAGCUCGACGUCUUCAUGACGAUGCUGCGAUACAUGUAUGCCGGCCAGAUAUGCCUCCCAUCGACACCGAGCUCGGCGACCGACUUGAUGGAACGAUUGAAGACCGUGUGCGGCAGAGCGAUGUGCGAAACUUUGAGCGUCGCGAACGCCGUGGAGUGCCUCAAAAUCGCUGAUCGAUAUCAGGUGGAGGUUUUCAAGGCCAAGGCUGUAGAAUUCAUUCUUUCGCACGCGGCUGACUUUGUCAAUAAGCCGGAAUUCAAGCUGCUGACCGAAGUGCCGGACGUUCUCUUCCAAGUUUGUCGCGCGCUAUGGGGAACAAGAAAAGUGAAUCGUUAA
This is a messenger RNA of Nasonia vitripennis (jewel wasp), 579 nucleotides long. RefSeq names its product speckle-type POZ protein-like. Gene Ontology annotation, cellular component: cytoplasm. The transcript has a single exon. Gene Ontology annotation, biological process: regulation of proteolysis; proteasome-mediated ubiquitin-dependent protein catabolic process. NCBI's taxonomy places the organism in Eukaryota, Metazoa, Arthropoda, Insecta, Hymenoptera, Pteromalidae. The coding region runs from base 1 to 579 and encodes 192 amino acids. Gene Ontology annotation, molecular function: ubiquitin protein ligase binding. The record is from RefSeq and is a predicted model, not a curated record.